Molecule: messenger RNA, 5270 nt
Organism: Carassius carassius (crucian carp)
Lineage: Eukaryota; Metazoa; Chordata; Actinopteri; Cypriniformes; Cyprinidae
Product: ensconsin-like
Exons: 21
Coding region: 24-2621 (865 amino acids)
Biological process (GO): microtubule cytoskeleton organization
Cellular component (GO): microtubule cytoskeleton
Source: RefSeq, a predicted model, not a curated record
CAGUGCGUGUAGUCAAACGCUAGAUGUCGCUGUUUCCGUCCGUAGACCGCGGAGGGUUGAGCAGCCGGCUUCCCCGCGCGCCAAACAGCCGGAAAAAAACUUCGGCAAAAAUGGCGGAAGGUGCGACGUCUCUGAAAGGGUUGCGGGCGCAAAUGGCUGCAGCUGCGCAGGCGCAGGCAGAGGAACGGCGCAACCAGGCAGGGAACAGCCCAACACCAGCAGCUCCAGCCGGCACAGUGAAGACCCAAACCAGGCCAGUCAUAGAUGGGGCAGCCUUGAGGAUAGACGACAAACUCAGAGUGGCCAAAGAGAGGAGAGAAGAGCAGGAAAAGCAACAUGCAGCCCGUGAGACUCAGCUCCUGGAGCGAGAGCGUAAGACCCGGCUGCAGGUGGAGAGACAGAUGGAGGAGAGACAGAAGAAGCUGGAAGAGCAGCGCAGGAAGGAGGAACAGAGGAGAGCUGCAGUGGAGGAGAAAAGGAAACAGAAAUUAGAGGAAGAAAAGGAGCACUAUGAGGCCGUGAUGAGACGUACCCUUGAGCGCAGCCAGCGAGUAGAGAGUAGAGAGAGACAGAAGAGAUGGUCCUGGGGUGGACUUUCAGACUCUGACAACAAAAAUGGACAGACUGACAGUGGCCCCGCCUCCUCCCCGAUUGCUAUAGUAAUCUCCCCUGCUUCUCCAGCCACCAAGCAACCAAGGAAUCAGACGUCACAAGACAAGCGCUCUUCCUCUACUACAAACCUGAAACAGACUGACUCAGUUAUCAGCAAGCGUCUCUCCUCAUCCUCAGCCACCCUCCUUAAUUCUCCUGAUAAAAGUGCAAAGAGGAGAAGUUUGUCUUUGAACCGGUUGCCUAACAAUGUUCCUCAGACCUCUAAAGAAGUGCAUAAGCAGCCUCAGGUGGAAAAGACAGGCCCAAUCCUGAAGAAACGAAGCUCCUCCCUCUCUCAAGUAGGGGCUAAAACGCAGCCUGUCACCAAACCAGAGAAAUCCCCAGCAGAUCAAUCAGCUCGCCGCUUGUUGGCUGCCCCCGUGGAUAGCAGUGUCCUCAGUCGGCUGCUCACACCCACCCAGGCCUCGCUAGCUAGAAGCAAGAGUGCUGCGGCCCUGUCCGCCGAAGGAGGAGACACCCAAGAGUCUCACCUGUGUCCUCGUUCAGCAUCUGCCAGCCCCUUGCAGCCCCCACCAGGACCCCUACGCAGUCGCAGCAGCGAUCGAAAAAAAGGCCCUCCAGCUUCUGUGUCUUCAGAUGGCAUUUCCAGUAUGAUGCAGCAAGCUGAUAAGGAGAAACGCUUCAAGUCACCAGUAGGAAAACGCCCUGCCUCACCCUCUAGUCGUCAUCGAUCCCCGUCUCCUUCUCCCGCUGGUAACACCACUACAAGAGCGCCCUCACCUGGAGCAGCCAAGCAGAGUCCACGCUUCCGCACUCCUUCCCCAAGUGGUUCGAAACAGCGGCCUCCAUCCCCUCAGCCCUCUGCCACAUCCAAACCUCCACCCAUCCAGAAACCUGCUCUCACCCCCACUGGCCCACCCACCCUUCGCAAGAGGGACUCCAAGCCAAAGGAAAUGUCUCCCAUGAUGCCCGUCACCCCACAGUCUCCAGAAACCAGCACGCCCAGCCCGGCACCCAAGGCCAUAGAGGAAUCCAGUUCAAAGGCAGGAAUCGCAGGAACUAACUCAGCUGCUGAGGCUUCCAAGAUCCUGGCGGAGAACCGGCGUCUGGCACGCGAGCAGAAAGAGAAAGAAGAGCAACAACGCAUACAGAGAGAAGAAGAGGAGAAGCUGAGGAAAGAGGAGGAGAAGCGGCUGGCGGAGGAGGAGCGCUUGAGGCUUAUAGAGGAGGAGAAGAGGCUGGCGGAGGAGAGGAAGAAAGAAGAGGAGGUGCAGGCUCGUAUAGCAGAGGAGGAGAGACAGCAAAUGGAGCUGGAGGAGCAGCAAAGACAGGUUGAGCUAGAGAAAGAGCGAGAAGAGGCUGAAACAAAGGCCCAAGAGGAAGCAGAAAGGCAGCGUCAAGAGAGAGAACGCAUUAUGCAACAGAACCAACAAGAGCGCAUGGAGAGAAAGAAGAGAAUUGAAGAAAUUAUGAAGAGGACCAGAAAAACAGACCAAAUCGAUUUUAAGAGUAAUGACGAGAGGGACAUUCCUGAUGAAAAUGGAGAGGAGGCUGAGGACCAAAUAUACUGUGAAAAUAAGGAGAACGAGGCUGUCAAGUCAGAGCAGAAUGCCAUGAAGACAGAGCCAUCAGACUCUCAGAAGCAUCACUUACCUGUGGAGGAGCCAGUCAGCGAGCAAGAAGAGCCAGUUGAUAGUAUGAACACACAAACAGAUGUAGACAAUAAAGAGAACCGCAAUGGACCCAAUACAGAGGAUUUCUCAGUGGACUGCAGCCCCCCUCCCAAGUCUUGUCUGAUGGAGGGCUUGGAGUUUGUGAACGAGGACUCUAAAGUGAACCUGGUGCCAGGGUUGAAUGGUAAAGGAGGACCCUGGAGCUUUGAGGAGCUCAUAGAUCUGGGUGUUCAUGCAAAGAGCAAACCCCUGAUGGAUGAUGGGGGCCCUGAAGAGCCUAGAGUGGCCAGCUCCAUUCAUCCAGCCCAGCCUAUUGAAGCUCUGUCUGAGAUGUGAAUGCAGAGGUCUGUUUAAGGCCUGCUGAUUAUUGCACUCCAUGAGUCACGUCCAGCUGAGCCUCAGUGUCAGCGCUCAGACUCGUCUGGACAGCCAGGGAAAGCACACAGUGCCGCACAGCCUCUGCAGAUAAUAAAUGGAUAAAGCAAGAGAAAAUAAAGUUGGAAGUAACAAGCUAAAGAAAUGCUUCAGGGAAAAUUAUAGAUUCCUUCAGAGUGCUUGUUUCGGCUCUAUGUCUUUAUAAUAUUGACAUCAGGAUUUGUUUUUUCAUGUAUUUCUUAAAUGUAUUGUUUUGUUUCUUGUUGCUUUCAUCUUUUAAAUAUGGAGACAACUUAUUUAUUCAUGUGGUUUCUCCACAUUUAAAAAGCUGCUUUCUUUUGACUGUUACCACGUGCACUUUUUGACUUAAUUCCAGUGCAGGUGUUCACGUGGCACAUACAAAUUCAUUAUAGCUUCAACUUAAGCAUUUUGUUGAAUAAUCUAGUUGGUUGAGUCAGUGUGAAUCAUUUUGAAAGAGGAUACUCUCACAUAUCUUCAGCUGACAGCUCAGCAUUGUGACCCAAACGGGAACCUGUCAUUGAAACACGAGGUUAGACGAGCUGCUCGGCAACUCUCCAGUUCUGAUGUGCUUUUAUUGUGACCUCAGGAUAUUUUCCUCUAAGUUUCUGUUUCUCCUUUCCAAAAGCAUAAACAUCACCACUGUAGUGUUUAACACUAUGUCCUGGUGCAACAACUGAAGCAUUCCUACCGUCUAAGGCUUGUAGAUAGCAAAUCUAAAUGUUUCAUUAAAACCGUUUACCAGACUAAUUCUACUUAAAAUGGAGUGCAAACAUGUUCAUACUGCCUUGAGCUCUGAAACUGAAGGAUGAUGGAGCUCAAAGCAGAUUGAAGUAACACUUGUUGCUUUUGUUUAAUGAGGUUUUUAUGUCGUUCAUUCCUGUUUUGUAGAAAAUAGCUAUAUUGUUGAUGUCCUGUUCUACCUGUACAUAAAUAUAACUAGUUAUCAAAUAUCUAAUUUAAGUGAUUCUCUAUGUCUGCAUGAAUCUAUCUGCUAGUACAUUGCAUAAUAUAACACAGAAUUACUGUAACGCUUACUUGCACACUUUCCGCAUGUUUCUAUUCCCUUUGAAGAAACGUGUUCCAGUGGCUAAACUUGAAUGAUUUAAUGUUGUCCAAUGCCCAACGUCCCCUCAGGGUUAUCCUUUACUAUCAGGUCCUGAUGUUUUUUCAUGUAUAUACAGUUACUGUUAGUUUUCACAUCCAUUCAUGGCCUAAAUAACCACACUAAAUUUAGUCCUCUCUUUGAAAAUACACAAUAUAUAUAUUUAAAACUCUUCUAAGUAUUAUGUAAAUCAGUAUUAGGAUGUCUGGCUAUACUUGUGGUUGGGAAAAAAAACUAGGCAGCAGGUUAAUGUGCUGUAUAGUGUGCUACAACACUGUACUGUAAGAUGAAGGACAGAUGUAACUAACUGCACACAGCACCAGCGCACAUUUAAAUUUUUUUGAACAGAGUGUGAAGUGAAGUGAGUUGGGGAAAAGAAAGUGGACUGAGGGUACAAGCAAAGUCAAAAGGGCUUUUUGAUUAUGAAGCUGCUUUGAGGUUGAACAGGGAUCCAUUGAGCAUGUUGCCUCUCACAGAGGUUGAGAAUUACAAUUUAAAUGUGCGGCUAUCUGUGAGGAUAUAGGGGAAGUUCAAGUGAUUUAUGCACUAAUGGUGAGGAUUUAGCUAUUGAUUUAAAUGUCCAGAAUGUUGUGAUGAAUGAUUGGUCUCCAUAUGCUUGAAGAGUUCAGAUGGCUUUGUGUACUGUAGUUGAGUUCACUUUGAAAUAUUAUGUGCAGUAGUUUUACCAGUCAAAGGCCAGAAACCGUUACAUUUGUGGUUAACCAGUAAGUAAAUUUCCUUAUUUGUAUACUUCCUUCCACGUUUAGGAAUACUGUAGAUCACUCAAUAUGUAUUUAAUAUUCUUCUGUUAUUUUAUAUGCAUCGCUUUCUGUCAUUUUUAUCCUUUGUUGUAUAAUAGUCACUUUUCAGAAUUGCAUUUUGACUCAGGCUCUUAAGUCUCCAGUGGAAAGUUGUUUGCGGAGGUUAGAAGUGACCAGCGCUUGGCAUGAGACUUCUGUACAUAGGUUUUGAGAUCAUUGUGAUUUCCUCGGUUUUGGCCUUUUAUACUCAAUAAUACUUUGCAUUUCCGAAAUUGCUUCAGGUUGUGGUGUAGCUGAUGCAGACCCAAUCACUGAGGUUUUUAGUUGCGUUUGCUUUGGUGAUUCACUAGCACAGCCACUUUCAGACGAGUUUAGUCCAGUGCAGAUUUUGUUUCCACUAACAGGACUUUUAGAGUCCUUUGCGCUCCAUAUAUCAGAAUUAAAACUCUUCUUUAAUGUCAAGUACUCAUUACUGGUGUAGAAUAGGACGGUGCCUUAGAUGCAGAAUGGGUUGUAUUUUAUUUUCAUAUAUUAAUACCUUAACGUGUCACGUGAGCUUACCUCGUCCAUGACAAUCACUCUACUCGACCAGGGUCAUGAAUGGGAUCUGCAUUUGUUAGAGCAGGUUCUUGUCUUGAAAUAGCCCUGACCACAAAAUAUAUUUGUAAAUAUAUCUAAAAUGUACUUGAGAAAUAUAAAUUGUUAAAAUAAAGUUUUGGAAGAUAA